AUGUGGCCUACUACUUCUGCCGCGAGUCCACCUGCUCGGGUAGCUUUCGACAAGUUUCAGAAGUUCCUCGUGAAGCAUUACCAAGCGCGCUUUGGCUCUUGGCCACCUCAGACUCCUGAUGGCCGGUUUACGCGUAUGCUCUACGUUCAGUUAUCAAGAGACUUCGCCGCGCUCUACGAUUACCUUGUCGACCGGGAGGUCUGCUGGUCUGGUCCUUCACUCGCAACCUUCGAUCCCCCAGGGAACGGCCGUCAUAGCAUUCAGCCCCCGAGCAGCACAAGUGGCAGCCGGAAGAUAGUAAAGCCCGGCUCACCCCACUGGCGAGCGGACGACGACGACCUCCAAAUGACGGAUAUCCUCCUAGGCUUCGACGACAGGCACAACUAUCCCCACAUACCUCAUCCAUUCCCGCUCGUCCCGCCAACAAUGUCCCCACCGGCGAAACUGAAGCUAACCUCCAAUGCCUCCUCUGCUGCGGGUCGCUUCUUUCAAGGCGCCGCCCGUCGCGGUUCUAUCCCGCCACACCUCCCAUCAAACUCAACCCCAUUCAUAAACAGUGCAACGGAGAAGGCCGCUGCUCUAUCGCUUUCCGAAUCCACGAAUAUAGAGUCGCUCCUCUCCGCAUCGACCUCCAAUUCUCUUGUCGACGCUUUCGCGAAGCACGAGAAGAGUAUACAACCUACUGAAGUAGACCCUCACGACGCACGCAAGGGUCGGUGGUUGUUGAUAUAUGGCAUCUUGCAAACACUAGCUACAGUAUCUGUUGACGCCCCGGGAUUACGCUGGACGGAUAAGGUUGAUUACUUCCUCUGCGCGAAGCUUCGCGGUACCCCGCCCUGGAAGGGUGGCACAGGGGCAGGCGUCGACGGAGUGGACUUUGGCGGCAACACUUCAACCGACGAGCGCAGCCAUUUCAGGUCCCAUUGCUGGACCGUGCCAAGGAGUUGGCGGGGUGUGCCAGCGCCUCCCCCGCCUAGGACACCCACCAGUAGCAUUGCUUCCCCCCUCCUCCCGCCCUCACCGCCGCUACACUCACCGCCGCUACAGAUGGGUAUCGCAGAACUACCCCACCAACGCGAACGCGAGCGUGAUGGGGAGCGCGAGAGCGCCGAUGACGGAGACGACGAAAUGGGCGGGAUGAGUGAUGCGCCCAUCGGGAUUGAAAGGGUGGAUAGGGUCAAAAAAAAGGAGUCCAAGAAGUCGUUCGUGGAGAAUAAGGUGCGUUGGCAGGACGCAUGGGGGACGGGUCCCGUGUCGAGGUAGUCUCCAGAUGGAGGUGGGGGCUUUGUAGGAUACGCAUUUCGUUUUUUUUUGCUCUGGGUGGGGUGAGAGAUGGAUUUGCUUGGUUCAUUGCUUUACUUUUCUCCUUAUUUCUCGCUUUUUUUUUUUUUUUUCAUAUCUUACUCUUUCCUUUUCUACUAAUUGAAUACUCGGCGUCUUCUCUCUUAUUUUUCUACGUUAGCCAGAUCGGCACUGCCUCUUAUUUAACCUUAAGUUACUUCUUCCCUAUUCACCCACCAUUCGCCAGGCCUGGCGGGCUUCAUUCACCUUUUUCUUUCAUUUUCUUUGUUUUGUGGACUCGGGCUUGGGUUUUUUCGUAUGUCUAUCAUAUCUUUCCUUCCGCUUUAUCCUCUCUUCUCUGCUCCGCUCUUCGUUUGUCAGCGCUCGAUUUUGCCUUUUAGCCUAUCCUAGCUAUAGCUAUCCCGGACCUGGCGCAAAAUCAGAGUAUUUUUCAUAGGGCAAUUAAAACAACUACCGCAUGAUGCCA
Molecule: messenger RNA, 1768 nt
Organism: Tuber melanosporum (Perigord truffle)
Lineage: Eukaryota; Fungi; Ascomycota; Pezizomycetes; Pezizales; Tuberaceae
Exons: 1
Coding region: 1-1263 (420 amino acids)
Source: RefSeq, a predicted model, not a curated record